AUGGAGGAUUUGGACGAGCUGCUUUUGUUGAAGGUGCUGAGCUUCUGCGGCUUAGCGUCCCUGGCGGCCUGGGAGCCGGUGCGACGCUCGGGCGUCCCACCGAGCUCCGAGUACACGCAUGUUUGGCUGGGACUGCUGCGGAGGUGCGCAGAGGUCGACGAGGUGAACGAUUUGCCUCGCAUCAAGCGUGCCUUUGCGAGCCUGAGUGUAUCUCAGCCCUCCAGUGGAGGAUGGAAGGCCAUGCUUUUGUCCGAACUGGAGACCUCUUCGCUGAUGGCUCAACGUCUUCAUGGUGACUUGGUUGAGCGCCCACUGCUCGAUGCCGAUGGGCGAUGCAUCGCGAGGGUUCAACGCUUGGGAUUGACUCACUUCGAUGUGACGGGCUGCUUUGAGAGCUCUGACUGGGACGUGUUCCUCUCUGCUCUGGACGACCCAGGUCUUGCUGCACCGAAAGCUGUUUACUCGGACACCCUGCAGGAGUGA
Messenger RNA from Durusdinium trenchii, 483 nucleotides. The record is from the annotation of a GenBank genome assembly. NCBI's taxonomy places the organism in Eukaryota, Dinophyceae, Suessiales, Symbiodiniaceae.